Messenger RNA from Colias croceus (clouded yellow), 648 nucleotides. Its product is annotated as glycine cleavage system H protein, mitochondrial-like. Gene Ontology annotation, cellular component: mitochondrion; glycine cleavage complex; cytoplasm. The transcript is spliced from 2 exons. Bases 63 to 572 code for a protein of 169 amino acids. Gene Ontology annotation, biological process: glycine decarboxylation via glycine cleavage system; protein lipoylation. The record is from RefSeq and is a predicted model, not a curated record. Lineage: Eukaryota; Metazoa; Arthropoda; Insecta; Lepidoptera; Pieridae.
AGUAUUUUCGAUAAUAGUAUAGAAAUAUAAAAUCUAUAUCGGUAUAAUUUUCUUUUGUCAAUAUGACACUACAGAGGUGCAUAUUCAGAUUAUCAAAACAGUGUUUAACUCAGCGUUAUAUUCUACAGUCAAAUAUUAAAUUGUCAUAUUGUGAGUUAAGGCAUAAAUACAGUUCUGGUACAAGCAAGAAAUUUACAGACCGCCAUGAGUGGGUUCUAGUUGACAAAGAUAUAGGAACUGUUGGUAUAAGUAAGUACGCACAGGAAUCUCUUGGAGAUGUUGUAUUUGCUCAACUCCCUGAUCCAGGAACUGAGUUGAAGGCAGGAGAUGAGUGUGGAGCUCUUGAAAGUGUUAAAGCGGCCAGUGAAAUAUACUCACCAGUUAGCGGAACUGUAACUGAGAAAAAUAAAGACGUUGAAAAGAAACCGGGCCUUAUAAACUCAUCAUGCUAUGAAAAAGGAUGGCUCUUUAAACUGAAGCUUUCAAAACCAGCCGAACUAAAUGAUCUGAUGAGCGAGGAACAAUAUGAAACAUUUUUGAAAACUGAUGUUGAGAAGGAACCCAAAGAAUGAUAUAUAAGUUAAGAAAAAAGUUGUGCAAUAUUGUUUAUGUAUAGUAUAGAAAUAAAUAUUAUUUAAUGUUUUAAAA